Molecule: messenger RNA, 5118 nt
Organism: Sebastes umbrosus (honeycomb rockfish)
Lineage: Eukaryota; Metazoa; Chordata; Actinopteri; Perciformes; Sebastidae
Product: trichohyalin-like
Exons: 12
Coding region: 51-4679 (1542 amino acids)
Biological process (GO): protein deubiquitination; G1/S transition of mitotic cell cycle
Cellular component (GO): cytosol; nucleus
Molecular function (GO): cysteine-type deubiquitinase activity; cysteine-type endopeptidase activity
Source: RefSeq, a predicted model, not a curated record
CAGUUAACUGUCAGUCUCAGUCUAUUUUAACUUCACAACAAGUUACAAAGAUGUUUCCUCGGGAAUCCUAUUGUAGAAAGGACGAGGUGGUGAAGGUCAAAGGCCUCAGACAGGAAGAGGAGAGAUGGCUCCAUGCAUACCAACUGAAAAGGGUUGCACCAGAUCCUAGAGAGCAGAGCCCAAAGGAAAAGCACCCAAAGAUGCAGCGCCACACCACCCCUCUCAAAGACGAGGUGGUGAAGGUCAAAGGCCCCAGACAGGAAGAGGAGAGAUGGCUCCAUUCACACCAACAGAAAAAAGUUGCACAAGAUCCUAUAAAGCAGAGCCCAAAGGCAAAGUACCCUGAGAUGCAGCGCCACACCAUCCCUCAUAAGGACGAGGUGGUGAAAGUCAAAGGCCUCAGACAGGAAGAGGAGAGAUGGCUCCGUUCACACCGCCAGAAAAAGGUUGCACCAGAUCCUAGAGAGCAGAGCCCAAAGGCAAAGCACCCGAAGAUGCAGAGCCACACCACCCCUCACAAGGACGAGGUGGUGAAGGUCAAAGGCCUCAGACAGGAAGAGGAGAGAUGCCUCCGUUCACACCAACAGAAAAAGGUUGCACCAGAUCCUAGAGAGCAGAGCCCAAAGGCAAGGCACCCAAAGAUGCAGUGCCACACCACCCCUCGCAAGGACGAGGUGGUGAAGGUCAAAGGCCUCAGACAGGAAGAGGAGAGAUUGCUCCGUUCACACCAACAGAAAAAAGUUGCACCAGAGCCUAGUGAGCAGAGCCCAAAGGCAAGGCACUCGAAGAUGCAGUGCCACUCCAUCCCUCACAAGGACGAGGUGGUGAAGGUCAAAGUCCUCAGACAGGAAGAGGAGAGAUGCCUCCGUUCACACCAACAGAAAAAGGUUGCACCAGAUCCUGGAGAGCAGAGCCCAAAGGCAAGGCACCCAAAGAUGCAGUGCCACACCCCCUAUCACAAGGACGAGGUGGUGAAGGUCAAAGGCCUCAGACAGGAAGAGGAGAGAUUGCUCCGUUCACACCAACAGAAAAAAGUUGCACCAGAGCCUAGUGAGCAGAGCCCAAAGGCAAGGCACUUGAAGAUGCAGUGCCACUCCCCCUAUCACAAGGACGAGGUGGUGAAAGUCAAAGGCCUCAGACAGGAAGAGGAGAGAUGCCUCCGUUCACACCAACAGAAAAAGGUUGCACCAGAUCCUGGAGAGCAGAGCCCAAAGGCAAGGCACCCAAAGAUGCAGUGCCACACCCCCUAUCACAAGGACGAGGUGGUGAAGGUCAAAGGCCUCAGACAGGAAGAGGAGAGAUUGCUCCGUUCACACCAACAGAAAAAAGUUGCACCAGAGCCUAGUGAGCAGAGCCCAAAGGCAAGGCACUUGAAGAUGCAGUGCCACUCCCCCUAUCACAAGGACGAGGUGGUGAAAGUCAAAGUCCUCAGACAGGAAGAGGAGAGAUGCCUCCGUUCACACCAACAGAAAAAGGUUGCACCAGAUCCUGGAGAGCAGAGCCCAAAGGCAAGGCACCCAAAGAUGCAGUGCCACACCCCCUAUCACAAGGACGAGGUGGUGAAGGUCAAAGGCCUCAGACAGGAAGAGGAGAGAUUGCUCCGUUCACACCAACAGAAAAAAGUUGCACCAGAGCCUAGUGAGCAGAGCCCAAAGGCAAGGCACUCGAAGAUGCAGAGCCACACCACCCCUCACAAGGACGAGGUGGUGAAGGUCAAAGGCCCCAGACAGGAAGAGGAGAGAUUGCUCCGUUCACACCAACAGAAAAAGGUUGCACCAGAUCCUAGAGAGCAGAACCAAAAGUCAAGGCACCCGCAGAUGCAGCCCCACACCACCCCUCACAAGGACGAGGUGGUGAAGGUCAAAGGCCUCAGACAGGAAGAGGAGAGAUGCCUCCGUUCACACCAACAGAAAAAGGUUGCACCAGAUCCUAGAGAGCAGAGCCCAAAGGCAAGGCACCCGCCGAUGCAGCGCCACACCAUCCCUUACAAGGACGAGGUGGUGAAGGUUAAAGUCCUCAGACCGGAAGAGAAGAGAUGCCUCCGUUCACACCAACAGAAAAAGGUUGCACCAGAUCCUAGAGAGCAGAGCCCAAAGGCAAGGCACCCGCAGAUGCAGCGCCACACCAUCCCUCACAAGGACGAGGUGGUGAAGGUCAAAGUCCUCAGACCGGAAGAGGAGAGAUGCCUCCGUUCACACCAACAGAAAAAGGUUGCACCAGAUCCUAGAGAGCAGAGCCCAAAGGCAAGGCACCCGCAGAUGCAGCGCCACACCAUCCCUCACAAGGACGAGGUGGUGAAGGUCAAAGUCUUCAGACCGGAAGAGGAGAGAUGCCUCCGUUCACACCAACAGAAAAAGGUUGCACCAGAUCCUAGAGAGCAGAGCCCAAAGGCAAGGCACCCGCAGAUGCAGCGCCACACCAUCCCUCACAAGGACGAGGUGGUGAAGGUCAAAGUCCUCAGACAGGAAGAGGAGAGAUGCCUCCGUUCACACCAACAGAAAAAGGUUGCACCAGAUCCUAAAGAGCAGAGCCCAAAGGCAAAGCACCCAAAGAUGCAGAGCCACACCCCCUAUCACAAGGACGAGGUGGUGAAGGUCAAAGGCCUCAGACAGGAAGAGGAGAGAUUGCUCGGUUCACACCAACAGAAAAAGGUUGCACCAGAUCCUGGAGAGCAGAGCCCAAAGGCAAAGCACCCAAAGAUGCAGCGCCAAACCAUCCCUCAUAAGGACGAGGUGGUGAAGGUCAAAGUCCUCAGACAGGAAGAGGAGAGAUGCCUCCGUUCACAUCAACAGGAAAAGGUUGCACCCGAUCCUGGAGAGCAGAGCCCAAAGGCAAAGUAUCCAAAGAUGCAAUGCCACACCAUCCCUCACAAAGACGAGGUGGUGAAGGACAAAGGCCUCAGAGAGGAAGAGGAGAGAUGCCUCCGUUCACACCAACAGGAAAAGGUUGCACCCGAUCCUGGAGAGCAGAGCCCAAAGGCAAAGCACCCGAAGAUGCAAUGCCACACCAUCCCUCACAAGGACGAGGUGGUGAAGGACAAAGACCUCAGAGAGGAAGAGGAGAGAUGCCUCCGUUCACACCAACAGGAAAAGGUUGCACCCGAUCCUGGAGAGCAGAGCCCAAAGGCAAAGCACCCGAAGAUGCAAUGCCACACCAUCCCUCACAAGGACGAGGUGGUGAAGGACAAAGACCUCAGAGAGGAAGAGGAGAGAUGCCUCCGUUCACACCAACAGGAAAAGGUUGCACCCGAUCCUGGAGAGCAGAGCCCAAAGGCAAAGCACCCGAAGAUGCAAUGCCACACCAUCCCUCACAAGGACGAGGUGGUGAAGGACAAAGACCUCAGAGAGGAAGAGGAGAGAUGCCUCCGUUCACACCAACAGGAAAAGGUUGCACCCGAUCCUGGAGAGCAGAGCCCAAAGGCAAAGCACCCGAAGAUGCAAUGCCACACCAUCCCUCACAAGGACGAGGUGGUGAAGGACAAAGACCUCAGAGAGGAAGAGGAGAGAUGCCUCCGUUCACACCAACAGGAAAAGGUUGCACCCGAUCCUGGAGAGCAGAGCCCAAAGGCAAAGCAUCCAAAGAUGCAAUGCCACACCAUCCCUCACAAAGACGAGGUGGUGAAGGACAAAGGCCUCAGAGAGGAAGAGGAGAGACGGCUGGGGGAAAACAAGACAGGUGUUCAGGCUGUGCCCGAAAAAAAGAAGGGACAAGAUGCCGUCUCCCCGACUCAGACCGUCAGACAGCAGCAGAUAAAGUUUCUUGGGUUCCCGAACCCAGCAGUAUACUGUUAUAUAAACUCCACCCUGCAGAGCCUCCUGACAUUGGAGGAGUUUGUAAGCGCCUUCAGCUGUCAGGAGGAGGUCUGGAAUUCAAUGCCUGAAGCUGCACUUCUGAGAUCAUUUAUGGACAUCAAAAAGUGUCACUUUUCCGGGGACACCAGCCAUAAAAUUGACCUUCUAACUGAACUCAAGAAGACGAUUUGGUCUCCGGAGUUCCAGGAUCUCGACCAGAAGGAUGCUCACGAGUUCUUCACCACUGUGCUCGAGCAGAUGAGAUGCUUGAGCCCAAAGCUUCAGGAGAUGGCUGCCAGGUUGGGCACCUCCUACAGCUGUCCAGUGGAAGAUAACUUGGUGUUUAAAAUGCUUAACACCAGGACCUGCAAAAGGUGCGGCUCAGGAUCCUCACGAGAGGAGGAAUUUACUAACCUCUCCCUGGAUCUGGUGCCUGGAGGCGGAAGCGUGGAGCAGAUGCUUGAGGAUUACCUGUCGGAGAAGGAGUUGAAGUACAAGUGCGAGUGCGGUGGCACCAAGUCAAUCCAGCGCCUGUCAUUUCUGACCCUGCCAAGAGUGCUGGUCUUGCAUCUAAAGCGCUUCAGGUUCACUCCAUCCUUCCAGCUUCGAAAGCUCAAUGACCCCGUCAGCCUACUCAGGGAUCUGGUGGUGAUGUCAGACCAGGCUGGUUGCUGCUACAGUCUGGUCAGCACCAUUAAUCACCUCGGCUCCACACCAGAUAGUGGACACUACAUCUGUGACGGCAGGGAUCCAGAUGUGGGACAGGGGGACCGAACUGACCGCUGGUUCACCUACGAUGACGCAGAGGUGACCGAAACAAGCGGCGACUAUGUGUGUGACACGCGGAGAAGAUCCUCCUACAUCCUGACAUACAAACGUCAUGACUAGACGUUGGGACGCUCCUUAAGGCCAUUUUGAAAACCCAUUGGCAGGAGCAGCCCUGUGUGACAGGGUAAGUGUCCAGCGGUGCGUGACAAGGUAAGUGUCCAGCGGAUGUACAACGAGACCACGUCCAGUGAAUGGACGGUGAGCGCGUCUCGUGGCCAGGAGCAACAGCAGGUCACCCCCAACCCUCAGGAGGAUGGGCUCCCCCCAGAGAGCCUGGUUCCUCCCAAGGUUUCUUCCUCCGUGAAGGAGUUUUUCCUUGCCACAGUUGCCCAAAGUCACAGCAUGAGCAAUGACGUAUAAUGCAAAUUGGACGUGAUGUCAAAUACAGAUGUGGCUUGCUCUCUGGGGAAGAUGGUAAACUGAAAUUGAAUCAUUUAAUAAACUUUUUCAGUUCACCAUUAAAUUAAAAUUAAAAUUAAAUAAAUCAUUUAAAAUUAUA